AUGGCACCAUCACUUUCCUUUCUACUCUCCAUUUCCCUAAUAAUACAGGGUCAGGGAUUCUCUUCGUCUUCUACAGGAAUCAUCCAAAAGAACCGUGAGGCGGAGUCUUUUUUACGAUCCUCCAACGAUGCUGCUUUUUCAGCUUUUGCCGACUCUCUUGAAGAAGAACCAGAAAGCAACAAGGAGCAACCCUGGCAAGAAAAGCUUGAGGAUCUGCUUGAUCCGCAAACAAACUUGGCUGAUCGGCAAAUCCUGAUGUCCGAGCUCUUGAAUUCGAAUGAAGAAAUUAGAGAAUCUGUACUCGAUGCACUGGCUAGAAGAAAGAUCGAUCCACUUUUGACGCCUACAGGGAAGAGGAUACAGGAUGGAACAAGGGCCGUUGUUCGUCAACUAGCAAACGACAUUCUGCCUCAACUCAGCAAAUCUCCACCCAAAUUCCCUCCUACACCACAGUCUAUGGAGAAGGUCGGGAGCCGUCUACUUAGCGUCGUAACGAGUCAGUUGCAAAAGAACAUAGAGGAUUUGCAAGAAGAUCUCACUGACCCUAUCAACCGCAUACCUCAACGUCUGUCCCGACAAGCGGAAGACUUUGUGAAAGAAGCAAGAAAUGUUUUUUUGGAGAAACCCGAGGGAUUGCAAGAGCCAUCUUACAACGUCGUUGAAAGCCGUGAUCUGUAUGACAUUCGUGACUAUGAAAGCUACAAGGUAGCAUCAACACAAAUGGAAGAAGGAGAGGAUCUUGCAUCGACUGGAACGGCUUUCAACUCACUUGCGGCAUAUCUUUUUGGACUGAAUGACGAAUCAAGAACAAUGGCAAUGACGACACCUGUCACAACAACUAGUUCGAAUGAAAUGAGAUUCUUUUUGACCGAAGCCUCCAUCCCUCAACCACAACCAGAAUCAAGUGUUGAAAUUAUUGAUAUCCCUUCUUCGCUUCUGGCAGUUCGCAAGUUCACGGGGUUUGUCACAGAAGGAGAAAUAGCACGUCAAAAGGACGCCUUGUUGCAGGCACUGGAAAUGGAUGGCGUUGAGUUGGAUGUAGCGCAUGGUGCCGUUGUUCCUCAUAUCAUCUUCCAGUACAACCCCCCAUACACACUUCCUAUUGUACGCAGAAAUGAGAUUGCCGUUCCAGUACGACUAGGGGUAGACCUUUCAGGUGGAACAAGUCUGCAACAAGAAUGGAGUGUCGAUGCAACUGUUGGAGAAGAUACUGUGAUUGGGGAAGAAAACGUAAAGAUGAAAGUUAAUUCUAGGACAGAAGCCGUUGCUGAGAAAGACAACGACGAGAAUGACGAAGUCUCCGAUGAUGACACUUCACCAAGUGAUUAA
This is a messenger RNA of Cylindrotheca closterium, 1329 nucleotides long. The record is from the annotation of a GenBank genome assembly. Lineage: Eukaryota; Bacillariophyta; Bacillariophyceae; Bacillariales; Bacillariaceae.